AUGUCUAAUCAAGGUGACUACAACCAGAAUCAAAACCAACAAGGUGGUUAUCAACAAUAUAACCAACAAGGUGGAUACCAACAGUACAACCAACAACAGUACCAACCUCAACAAGGCUACCAACAAUACAACCAACAACAGUUCCAACCACAACAAGGUUACCAACAGUACAACCAACAACAGUUCCAACCACAACAAGGUUACCAACAAUACAACCAACAACAAUAUCAACCACAACAAGGUGGAUACCAACAAUAUAACCAACAAGGUGGUCAACAAAAUUACAACCAACAAGGUUACAAGAAGAACUACAACCAAAACUACAAUCAACAAGGUGGCUACCAAAACUACAACCAACAAGGUGGUUACCAAAACUACAACCAACAAGGUGGUUACCAAGCUAAUAAUGGCCAACAAUCUCAAGGUAUGUCUUUAGAUGACUACCAAAAGCAACAAACCAAAACUGCUGCACCAAAGGUUAAGAAGACCUUGAAACUAGUCUCUAGUUCUGGUAUCAAGCUAGGUAAUGCUCCAAAGAAGGAAGAAGCUCCAAAGCCUACUGAAGCUCCAAAGACUGAUGCUGUCGAAAGUGAAACCAAACCAGAAGUUACUAAAACCGAAGAAUCAUUACCAGAUGUAAAGGCUCUAAAGAUCUCUGAUGAAGCUCCAACUCCAGCUCCAAAGAAGGAAGAUGGUGUUGAUGCUUUAAUUAAAGAACAAGAAGAUGAAGUUGACGCCGAAGUCGUUAACGAUAUGUUUGGUGGUAAAGAUCACAUGUCUAUCAUUUUCAUGGGUCACGUCGAUGCAGGUAAGUCUACUAUGGGUGGUAACUUGCUUUACUUGACUGGUUCUGUUGAUAAGAGAACUGUCGAAAAGUAUGAAAGAGAAGCCAAGGAUGCUGGUAGACAAGGUUGGUACUUGUCCUGGGUUAUGGAUACUAACAAAGAAGAAAGAAAUGAUGGUAAGACUAUCGAAGUCGGUAGAGCUUAUUUUGAAACUGAGAAAAGACGUUAUACCAUUUUGGAUGCGCCAGGUCACAAGAUGUAUGUCUCUGAAAUGAUUGGUGGUGCUUCUCAAGCUGAUGUAGGUAUUCUUGUUAUUUCUGCUAGAAAGGGUGAAUAUGAAACCGGUUUCGAAAAGGGUGGUCAAACUCGUGAACAUUCUCUAUUGGCUAAGACCCAAGGUGUCAGCAAAAUGAUUGUUGUUGUUAACAAGAUGGAUGAUCCAACUGUUGACUGGUCCCAAGAACGUUACGACCAAUGUGUUAAGAACUUGUCUAAUUAUCUAAAGGCUAUUGGCUACGGUAAGGAUGAUAUGAUUUUCAUGCCUGUUUCUGGUUAUACUGGUGCUGGUCUAAAAGAUCCAGUUGAUCCAAAGGUAUGUCCAUGGUACAAGGGUCCAACUCUUCUAAACUACCUAGAUAGUAUGACUCACGUCGAUCGUCAUAUCAACGCUCCUUUCAUGCUUCCAGUUUCCUCUAAGAUGAAGGACAUGGGUACCGUAGUUGAAGGUAAGAUUGAAUCUGGUCAUAUUAAGAAGGGUCAAUCUACAUUAUUGAUGCCAAACAAAAUUUCUAUUGAAAUUCAAAAUAUUUACAAUGAAACUGAAAGUGAAGUCGAGAUGGCUGUUUGUGGUGAACAAGUCAAACUAAGAAUUAAGGGUGUCGAAGAAGAAGAUAUUCAACCCGGUUUCGUAUUGACCUCUCCAAAGAAUCCUAUCAGAUCUGUCACCAGAUUUGUUGCUCAACUUGCUAUUGUUGAAUUGAAAUCUAUUAUGUCCGCAGGUUUCUCCUGUGUGAUGCAUGUCCAUACUGCCAUCGAAGAAGUUCAAAUUACAAGAUUAUUACAUAAAUUAGAAAAGGGUACUAACCGUAAGUCUAAGAAACCACCUGCUUUUGCCAAGAAGGGUAUGAAAAUUAUUGCUGUUUUGGAAACUGAAGCUCCUGUUUGUGUCGAAACUUACGAUGACUAUCCACAAUUAGGUAGAUUCACUUUGAGAGAUCAAGGUACUACUAUCGCUAUCGGUAAAAUUGUCAAAUUACUUGAUUAA
Maudiozyma saulgeensis is the source of this 2049-nucleotide messenger RNA. Lineage: Eukaryota; Fungi; Ascomycota; Saccharomycetes; Saccharomycetales; Saccharomycetaceae. The record is from the annotation of a GenBank genome assembly.